Molecule: messenger RNA, 897 nt
Organism: Ostrinia nubilalis (European corn borer)
Lineage: Eukaryota; Metazoa; Arthropoda; Insecta; Lepidoptera; Crambidae
Exons: 6
Coding region: 1-810 (269 amino acids)
Source: RefSeq, a predicted model, not a curated record
AUGAAGCCACGGCUAUUCCAGUCCAGAGUCGAUACGCCCACUCGGUACCGUUCGCUGGACACGUUGACAGCUGCGAAGGCUGAAUCUGAUCAGCAGCUGCCGGCGCCAAGGCCGCUGACGAAACGCUUGCUGGCGAGCGCUUAUGGAGAUGACAAUACUGAGAAAAAGACUAUGUGUCGCAGACAGAGUACAUACACUUUAUCGUCGACUCCUGGGAGCAGUAUUAGGAGACGCAACAAAACAUCAAGUCCAAUACAAUCCAUACACAACCCGCUGCUAGAAACUUUGAUAGAAGCUGAGAAGGAGGCUGAGGAACUAAGAAACAAGAUAGCAUACAUCAGAAAGGAGUUUGUUGAAGAGAAGAACGAUUCUUCCAUGUCCUCGCUAGCUUUGGACGUCUCCAAAAUAUCUGUCUUGAAGGCAGAGCCACCCAAAGCCCAGUUUGCGUCCAGUCCAAACCUGUCCGGCUUGGGAACAGUUCAGGAGGACUUCCCCAAGAGCCGUCUCAAGAGGUUCGAGAGUGCCUCCACCUCGCACUUGGGGCCGAAGUCGCUGAACCCCAACGAGAAACCCUCGCGGCUGAAGAGGAUAUCGCCUAAUAUCUUCAAGAUGCGGAAAGACGCGCCACCUAAGGUUGAUAAGCUGAAGCCGGAUAGUAAGAGCAGCAAAUUGAACAACUUGUUCAGACCAAAAAUAGUGACUCCAGUACAUUCAAAAUUGAACGAAGCAAGUCCCAACAGUGCCUCUAAGAAAAAGUUCAGUCACGUGAAGUCGACUAUACCUAGACCAACGCCCGUUAAAAAGGACUAACUUUAACUAGAAAAUUGACUUUUGUUUUGAAUCUAACCUUGAUACUUUUUUAAUUUAUGAAAAUAAACACGACUACGAAAGACUGUC